AUGGUAAACAAGAAAAAAAGUCGCAUCCAGAAAAUUAUACAGCUACUCGAAAACAAUGAAGACGACAAAACACUGACUCCACAUAUCAUCGAAAUAGAACAGAUAUUCUUUGAAUGUUUUAACAAUGAAAAUAAAAUAAAUAGAAGGAUAAUUAACACUUAUGUUAUUCCGUUUGUAAACACACUGCUAGAACGUACUGAUAAUGAGGAUGCAAAAAUAAAUUGUCCCCGUAAGGAAAAAUUAUUAGAACGAAUAUUAAUUUUCUUCUCGUCUAUAUUGAGGAUAAAUAAAAAUUACGCAUAUUUAAUUGUAUCAUAUUUUGUAAAUUUAAUUGAGCAAAAAUCUUAUAUUGUAAAAAUUAUUGAUCAUUUAAAAAAGAUUAUUAUCCAUCUUUUGAAGGGGUUAUUAUUUUCCAAUUAUUAUUUUCACAAGGAAAAUGAUAGUUCUAUAUAUGAAAAUGAGGAAGAUAAAAAGAAUGAAUUGAAUAAUAUUAAGCAAGGAUUCCACAAUUAUGUCAUAUUAAAGUCUAAAAUUUUUAACAUUUUAACAAACUUUCAUUUUGAUAAAAGUGUAUCAGAAAAUCCAUAUAAAUAUGACUUAAUAAAAAAUUUGAUGCUUAUCUUGACAAAGGAAAUUUUAUUUUUCUUUCAUAUUUUAAAAAAUAAAAAAAGUAUAUUUAAAGAAAUAUUAAGUGAACAAAAACAAGUGCACCAUGUAAUUAAUGAAGUAUUUGAUAUAUCAUAUCUUAACGUUAUUACGGACAGGGUUAACAUGAAUAAUUAUGAUGAAAUUAUACUAAUCUGGCUCGAACAAGACAUUAGAUUUCUGAACGAUUUAAUUCUUUUUAACCUUAGUCAAAAUGUUAAUAACACGUAUAAUUAUACAAAAUGUGAACCCUUUGUGAAUAAAAUAAAGGAGAAACAAGAAGAAAGCGCACCAAUUGAUGGGCAUAUUUCGAUCUCCCCUUUCUCAGUGGCAAGUUCAAAUGAUGGGAGAGAAGAAAAAUUAAAAUAUGAACGAAAUGUUAAAAAGGAAUUUAUAAUUAAACGGGAAAAGGACGAGGAGCAAACAACAUUAAGGAAUGAGUUUGGUAGCACCAAUGCAGGCUUACCCAAGUUGGAGAUUUUCAACAAAUUGAUAUCUCACUUCAACGGCAUGCAGGAUGUUUUAUGGGGGAAAAAAGAAGAACCAGCUGAAAAUUUUAUGAAUUAUGAAAAUGGAUACCAAAAUGGGUACCAAAACAAAUGGGAAGUUGAGCACGAACAUUUCCCGUCUGAUAAACCAUGUGAAAGAGAAGGAAAAGAAGAUAGCCACGAACUCUUAAGGAAAUAUUUAAUAAGUACGGAUUGUCUGAUACGUAACAUAGAUCAAAUAACUAAGGAUAGCAUUGUUUUCCUGACCCAUUUGAUUAGAAACGUAUUUUAUUUGAUCCGUGAAGUUCCCUUUUUACUAAACUUUUUCCAUAAGAACAUUUUUGUGGUAGUGAGUGAAUUAGUGCGAAUACAGACAAAUAUAACGGAUGAAAAAAUAAAUUAUGAACAAGUGAAAGACAAUAUUAAUAUAGGAGAGGAUGGCUUCCCAUUUAAGGGAAGAAAUGGGUUCAUCACUGCGCAUGAAAAAACAAGCCUUAGUAAUUAUAAGAAAAAAUUGUUUAACUGUAUGCUUCAUUAUAUAAAAAAUGAACUUUAUUUGUUGUUAUGCAAAACUAACGUCAAUUUACCGUUUUAUUAUGCAUAUGUUACUAUUUUGUUAAACCUUUUGGGGGAAAAGGGAACUACAGAUGAAUUAACAAAAAAAAAAAGGUCAUCAAUGAGGAGCAUGCGUUUAGACCUUGAAAUAGAAAAGAAAAGAAAAGUGUAUGAAAAUAAUUAUAACUACACGUAUGAAUAUCUGAAAACAAAUAUUUUAAGAAAAGAUUUUUAUGGAUAUAAGAAAUUAAAAAAUGAACAAGUUGAUAUUAUGUCCUACUUAAAGGUAAAAAUGAAUGAAAAGGAAAAUGAAGAUCUUUAUAAAAAAGAGGAAAGAGAAAAUACUCUUAUAAAUCAAAUUAUUAAAAAGUUAUAUCUUACAAAUUUUAAAUUGGACAAAGAAUAUUAUGAAAAGUUUGAUUGCUUCAAAAAAAACAGUGUAAUAGAUCUUUUUCAUAGAACAAGCAAUCACAUAAACGAAUCUAAUGAUAAAGCAUUGAAUGAAGGAAGAAAUUGCCAUUCCGAAUUUUCCACCUCUAUUCAAGAUGUAUAUCAAAAAUGUGAUAGGAGGAUUACUAGUAAGGUGGGAAAUAAAGCAAUCGGGAUUUAUGAAGAAAAAUAUCCUAUAAGGGAAAAUUCGAUUGGACUUCAAAUCAAGGCUAACAAAUGCACCACGCAUACCCCAAUACACAAAAGUAAGAACGAAGGCAUAGUAGAUAUUCAGGAUGAAGAAACUAAUCAAGUGAAUCAAGAACGACAAGAGAAAAACAAAAUGUUAGAAGGAGUUCACAAACAAAAAAAUAUGACAAGAUAUUUCCCCAAAAGGAAUUACGAAGAUAUGUAUUCGAAUUUUUUAAAGAAUGAUUUAAAGUAUUACGAUAAUGUUAAAACAAAUGAUAGUAUACUGGGAAUGAUAGAAUUAUAUUAUUUUCUCAUUUUCUCACAAAUACUUAAUAAUAACCUAGAGAGUAAAGUUCAAGUUUUAGGAGAAAAUAUAUUUACUAAAAAAAUUUAUAAUCUAAAAGUUAUAAAUAAUAUUGUGAAGAGAAUAAUUUUAAAUGAUAUGUUGAAGGAAAAACUAAAAUUCUAUUUUCUUAUUCUGUACAUUGUGAAGGUUAACAGUGUGUGCAUAUUCAAUGGAAACACACCGAAUGACAUUUUCCUAAACUACUCUGCCAUAUUUAAAAUUUUUAAUAAUUUAUUAUUUUAUUCAUAUAUUCAGGAGAAAAGAAAAACACAGUUAAAAGGAGCUAGCAAGAAUAUGCUUCAGUUAUAUCAGUCACAUCCUACAUAUUACGAUAAUUAUGACUAUACCUUAGGAUACACAAUUUUUUGUUACAAAUAUUUUGAUAAAUUAAAAAAAAAAAUGAAAAUAAACGGAUAUGUAUACAGACAUGAGUUACAGAAAAAAAAAUUCAGUAUGAAAUGUAAAUAUGAUGAAAUUUUAAAUGUCAUAAUUUUCUUUUUGCAUAAUGGUAAAUUAUUAGCCACUCACCGAGAUCAAUAUAUUAAAACGUUUAUUGAGCAAAUUUUAGAAGCACCAAAGUUAUCCUUUUCAUUUUUUAUUUAUCUAAUUAUUUGGCUGAACAAUAUAGAUGUUCAUAUUGAUUACAAUGGAUAUAUUAACAAUUCGAAUAAUGAUCGUAUACCUUCCUCUAUGGAUGAUAUGAAAAAAAGAGAAAUAAUAAAUAAAAGAAUCCCAACAGUAUGUUUAAAAGUGGUAGAUGAUGAGAAAAGGAGAAAUGAUAUCACAUUGCACCGUACACAGAAAGGAAUGGAACCCAGUGAAAUAAUUAAAAACGGAAUUGCUAAUGUUAUGAAUAGGACAGAAGAGGAGCAACACAAGAAGCAAGCACAACAGGAGCAGGAUAAGAAAGGGGGAGCAGAAGAAAAGGAGGAUGGAAUUCUUUGCAAGAUUAAUCUGAUGAAAAAAGAAAAAAAUGAUGAUGCAUACGGUGCAGCAGAAAAUGCAGACAUACAUCUCACACCGAAUGGUGAUGACUGUUACUCUAAAAAUGAAUCACAUGAAGAACAACAAGAAAAGGAAAAUAACUGUGAUUAUUAUGAUGAAUACAGUGGUAGUGCUUCUUUUUCUGAUGGAUCCGCUUCUCACUUCGAUGUCGAAUUAAGCGAUUGUGAUGAUAGUGAAGAUUAUGGCACUGAAAAAACCAAUAUAGAUGCUUUCAAUUCAGAGCAGGGUGAGGGAAGAAAUAAAACCCAAAGUGAUGAUGUAAAAAAAAAUUUUAAUAUAUGUGAAAAUGAAAAUGUGCAAAAUGAUGAAACCUUUUUAGGUAUGUUAAAAAGGAAAACACACUUCAUUAAUACAAUUGGUAGUGAAGAACAUGAUGUUGAAAAUAAGACUAAUGUAAAAAAUACACGGAACGUUAAUAUUCUUUAUGCUAAUGAAGGAGAUCAUCAAAAUAAUACACACAAUGAUUUUACAAGCAAGAAGAACGAGGCUAAUGAAAAAAUAGACGAUCUUUCACUAAUUAAAUGUAGGAAAAGCGAAAUAGACGAAAAUAUUUUUAAUAUCAAUUAUUAUAUUAAAUAUUCCCACAAGUUACAAAAUUCAUCUAAUUAUUACAUUUUUUGUUUCUCCGUAAUUUCAAAUUUAUUGAAGAAAAAUCAAAAUAUAAGAGCCAAGAAAACCAUAUUAGCUAUAUAUAUAAAUACUCUAUUUAAAUCAUGUACUGAAAUAAGAAAUCUUUUAAAAAAAUUAAUCACUGCAUCUAAGGGAAUUUAUAAUAACACUUUAAAUUUUCUGGUUUAUACGAAAAGAAUAUAUGUAUUUUAUCAUAAAGUUUUCAUUUUAUUUUUAUUAUAUAUUUGUAAUAUGUACAUACCACAUUUAAAAAACGAUAUUCUCUUUUUCUCUCAUUUUGCUUUUUAUUUAUGGCCAAUGGAAUUAAUUAAUUUUGUUCAUAAUUUCUUAAUAACCAAUUUUUCCUUUUUUUAUAAUGAUAUCGUAUCCAUUUUUGUGAAUUAUGAGCAAAUAAAAUCCCACGAAAAGAGGAUGCGUUCUUUAAAAAAUUAUACCUUCAUUAAUGAUAAAUUAAAUGAAUAUCUAAAGGCCCUUGAUCAUCCGGAAUUUUUUCAAUCAGUUGAGGUAUUCUUAAGACAAACAGAUUUCUUUAACAGCGCCACAAUGUAUGGAGAUAGAAUUCACCCUUUUGGGAAUGCUCAUUCCUGCAUAGGUGAACAUGGGGAUAUGGAAAAAAAGGAAGAAACUGCAAAUUUGGAAAAAAUGGAAAAGGAGGAAAAAGUGGAAGAUGUGGAAGAUGUGGAAAAUGCAAGGCAGGUUGAGGUGGAAGAAACCGAGGAAUGCCUACACAAUAAUGAAAUAUCCCAGAAAAUUCUUCUGGAAGAAAUCUUCGUUCGUUUGUUUAUAGAAACAGUGGAUAUACUAGAAGAUAAUAAAAUGUUGACAAGAAUGAAAAAGGAAAACAUAUUCCUGAAUUUUGUGAGUAUUAAUUAUGUGGAUGAGUUGUGUAAAUUUGUUCUUUCGAAUGUUGAAAAGUCUUAUCAAAAGAAUAAAAUAGAGUUUUGGUCUCAUUUUUCUACACUUUUAUGUGAAUUAUCCUACUAUGAUAAAACAAAAUUGUUUGACGAAUCAAAAUAUAUAGAAUUGCGAGAUAUCUUGCACUUUUUUUUAAAUUCAAUUGACAAUUUCUUAAGUAUAUGCGUUAGAUCUUCCAUAUUUUUUCAUUUAUAUUUGUCAACAUAUUCAAAUUGUGUGAAAAAAGAAAUAAGGAAAAUUUUAUUAAGCAAGUUCAUAUCCGUACUCCCUUUGUUAAAGUCCAUAUUUCAUGAGGAAUUUUUUAGAAUUCUAAAAUAUAAUAAUAACAAGUGGAAUAAUCAUGAUGUUGAAAAUGAAAAAACAGGUGAUAAGUCUGGGGAUGAAAAGAAGCAAGAAGAAAGUACUACUAUUCCCGAAACGAAUGAUAUAACAGAAAAAGAUGAAGGGUGUGAACUGGAAAAAGACAAGGGAAUUAGUAAGGAUCACAAAGUGGAAAAAGAUGAGACAGGAAAUAUAAAAAUGGAGGAAACAGAUAAGUUAAAUGAAUAUAGCUCCUUUGAAAUUAAUAUAGAAAUUAUAAAAUAUGUAAGUAAAAAUUUAAAUGAAUGUACAACAUCAUCAGUGCCCUCGUGGGAAAGUCGCACGAAUUUUUUAAAUUUCUGUUUUAAUUUGUACUUGGAAAAUAAUAAUGUCCAUUUUAUUAUUGAAUUAAUUGGGUUUUUUAAAAAAGAACAAAUUCUUCAUAUAUUCAAUGAAAUAAUUAAAAAUGAUAUGGAAGAAAAUAUAAAAGUAGAAAUUCUAAAAUGUUGUAUUAAUAAUAUCAUAAAAUUGCCAUAUUUUUACAUUUUAGAAAAACAUAAUGAAAAUGAAAAUGAAUCAUAUUAUAUUACAAAUACUGAAAUUUUUUAUUUUUAUUAUAAUUUAAAUAAAAAUAAAAAUAUUCAAAAAAUUAUGCUAGAUUAUUUUGUAACAAAAGUCAAUUUGCAGACUGUAGGAGAGCAAGAAAAAAAAAUGUACAAUGAUAUUACAAUAAAAGAUUUAGCUAAUAUAAUUCAACAAAUUGCAGAAAGUAGUAAUCCCAUAUUUCCUAUAUAUGGUAGAUUUUUAUGUCAAAUUACAAAAAAUAUAAAUAUAUUACGAGAAUUUAUUAGCAGUAUUAUCAUACCUUUGUUGAUACAAAAAAAAAUAUGGAGCAACAAAGUCAUAUGGAAAGGAUGUUUAAUGUGUAUAUCAAUGUUAUGGACUGAUUUUAAGCAUUCUCUUUUUUAUAUUUUUUUUAUGUUACCCAAAGACGAAUGUACUGUGUUGUUUAACGCCUUAAAGCAGAAGUAUUCUAUAACAAGCGAUCUUAUUGAAUUAAUAUCAUCCAACGAACAGGCGAAACGAAUAUGCCCGGAAUAUUUGAAGAACUUGAUAAAUACAUGA
Messenger RNA from Plasmodium gonderi, 6630 nucleotides. RefSeq lists its product as hypothetical. NCBI's taxonomy places the organism in Eukaryota, Apicomplexa, Aconoidasida, Haemosporida, Plasmodiidae. The coding region runs from base 1 to 6630 and encodes 2209 amino acids. The record is from RefSeq and is a predicted model, not a curated record. The transcript is spliced from 3 exons.